UACCUCUGUGGAUGUUGGGACUCAGUGUGGAGCAGCUUCGAGCUGACAUGAACCGUUUGCUCGCCAUUCUUUUCCACCAAGGAGUGUUGGACGAGCAGUUCUUGCAGCUCCAGCAGCUUCAAGAUGAAUCUUCCCCCAACUUUGUGUCUGAAGUUGUCACCAUUUACUUCCACGAGUCCGAGAAGCUCCUUCGCAAUCUCAGAGCUUUGCUAGUGGAUAAGGAGGUAUCCGACUACAAGAAGAUGGGAAUCCAUUUAAAUCAAUUGAUGGGAAGCAGCUCCAGCAUCGGCGCUCAAAGGCUCCGUAAUGUCUGCAUCGCCUUUCGGGCCGCUUCCGAGCUCAACAACCGCCCCGGAUGCUUGAGGGCUUUGGAGCUGUUAGAAUAUGAAUAUUGUUACCUCAAAAACAAGCUGCAUGAAUUCUUUCAGAAGCCUGAGUAG
This is a messenger RNA of Salvia splendens (bonfire salvia), 440 nucleotides long. Its product is annotated as pseudo histidine-containing phosphotransfer protein 6. Gene Ontology annotation, biological process: phosphorylation; phosphorelay signal transduction system; cytokinin-activated signaling pathway. NCBI's taxonomy places the organism in Eukaryota, Viridiplantae, Streptophyta, Magnoliopsida, Lamiales, Lamiaceae. Gene Ontology annotation, cellular component: cytoplasm; nucleus. The record is from RefSeq and is a predicted model, not a curated record. The transcript has 5 exons. Gene Ontology annotation, molecular function: histidine phosphotransfer kinase activity; protein histidine kinase binding. The coding region runs from base 12 to 440 and encodes 142 amino acids.